This is a messenger RNA of Otolemur garnettii (small-eared galago), 2147 nucleotides long. RefSeq names its product transmembrane protein 108 (gene TMEM108). The record is from RefSeq and is a predicted model, not a curated record. Gene Ontology annotation, biological process: dendrite extension; postsynaptic density organization; retrograde axonal transport. Lineage: Eukaryota; Metazoa; Chordata; Mammalia; Primates; Galagidae. The coding region runs from base 195 to 1916 and encodes 573 amino acids. The transcript is spliced from 6 exons. Gene Ontology annotation, cellular component: axon; endosome membrane; early endosome.
AGCCGUCGGAGGGAGCCGGAGCGCUUCUCCCGAGUUGGUGAUCGAUUGGUGGUGGGUCCAACAUGCAAGUGAGUGAGCGAUGAAAAUCAGCAGAGCCGAUGGGUCGUGAGGAUGUGAGUGGGUUUGAAGGCUUCUACACCCUCUACUCCAGGAAUCAUGAAUAAACUGGAGGAUCAGCAGGACCAGAUGAUACCAUGAAGAGAAGUUUACAGGCCCUCUAUUGCCAACUGUUAAGCUUCCUCCUGACCGUGGCACUGACCGAAGCUCUGGCAUUUGCCAUCCAGGAACCAUCUCCCAGGGAAUCUCUUCAGGUCCUCCCUUCAAGCACUCCCCAAGGCACCAUGGUGACAGCACUCCUCAGCUCUGCCAGACACUCCUCCCUGGUGACGCUGACCCCCCAUCCUGAUGGACCCUCCUCACAGGCUACAGCUCCCAUGGGAACAACAGCCCUUCCAGAUGGGCACCCUCCUACAGACUCCGUCUCCACCAUUGUGGCAACAGCAACCAGCCCCCAUUCUGAAAGGCCCCUGCCCACAGGGCCCCCUCCAAUGGCCAUGACAACCACAACUUCCCACUCAGAGGGCCGCCCCCCAGGGGAAGCCACCCCCACCAUCCUGCUGACAAAGCCACCGAGAGCCACCAGCCAUCCCACCACAGCGUCCCCCAGGGCUGCCACACGCAGGAUCCCCAGACCCCCAGGCUCUUCCCGAAAGGGGGCUGGAAGUUCAGCUCGCCCUGUCCCGCCUGUCCCUGGUGGCCACGCUGGGAGGAAGGAAGGCCAGCGGGGACGAAAUCAGAGCUCCACACAUUUGGGGCAAAAGCGGCCCCUGGGGAAAAUCUUUCAGAUCUACAAGGGCAACUUCACAGGGUCGAUGGAGCCAGAGCCCUCUGCCCUCACCCCCAGGACCCCUCUCUGGGGCUACCCCUCUUCACCACAGCCCCGGACAGUGACUACAACCACAGCACCCAGCAGCACCUUGUGGGCACCACCCACCACCCCCCUGGUGCCUGCAGAGGACAAGCCAGGCCUUCACACAGCAACCCCGGGGGGUGGUUCUACCAUCACCAGCCGCAGAGGGGAGCCAGACACCACAGCAGCCUCAGGUGCCCCUGCCAGUCCACGACCUGCCCCAGUGCCUUCUCAGCGCCCCCACAGCAAUGCGCAGGGUGGCCCCAACCACAAUGACUCCUGGCUUACUGUCAGCCCGAGCACCAGCAGACCUCUGUCUGCCAGUGCUGAGGUCUUCACAACCACCAUGGGACCCACCCAGGCUGCCUUUGAUGCCAGUGUCUCAGCCCCUUCCCAGGGGAUUCCUCAGGGAGCAUCCACAACCCCACGGGCUCCAACCCGCCCCCCCGGGGUCUCAGAAAGCACUGUUUCUCCAGCCAGGGAGGAGGCCACAGCCACCAUCCCCGUGACCGACAGGGUGCCCAGUCCUCUCUCCACAGUGGUGUCCACGGCCACAGGAAACUUCCUCAACCGCCUGGUCCCUGCUGGAACCUGGAAGCCUGGAACAGCAGGGAAUAUCUCCCAUGUGGCCGAAGGGGACAAACCCCAGCACAGGGCCACCAUCUGCCUGAGCAAGAUGGACAUCGCCUGGGUGAUCCUGGCCAUCAGCGUGCCCAUUUCCUCCUGCUCUGUCUUGCUGACAGUGUGCUGCUUGAGGAGGAAGAAGAAGGCAGCCAACCCAGAACACAGCCUGAGCUACUGGAACAACGCCAUCACCAUGGACUACUUCAACAGGCACGCCGUGGAGCUGCCCAGGGAGAUCCAGUCCCUCGAGACCUCUGAGGACCAGCUCUCGGAGCCCCGCUCCCCAGCCAAUGGUGACUACAGAGACACUGGGAUGGUUCUUGUGAACCCCUUCUGUCAAGAAACCCUGUUUGUGGGCAAUGACCAAGUCUCUGAGAUCUAACUGCAGCAGCCUUUGCUUUGCCAGUCCCUAUUUUUCGUCUCUAAAUUAUAAAUAUACAAAUAUAUAUAUAUAUUAUAAAUAUAACCUUUGUGGAACCCUGACUUAAUGAGAAACAUUUUCAACUUUUUUUUUCCUAAAAAUUGUCAACAUCUUUUUUAUAAGUGUGGUUUAAAAAAAAAAACUUUACAGAAUGAUCUGUGGCUUUAUAAAAUAAAGGUAUUUCUAAGCAAA